AGAAGAAGAGACCAUCAUCUCGGCGACACGAAACAGCCGCCGCGAGAUAGUUCAUAAUCGCCCGUGGCUCGCGCCGGAUCGAUCGAGGGAUCGCGCGCGAGUGCGAAAAUCCGCGCGAAACCUCCUCGUGAUUCUUAUUUUCGCGAGCAAGAAAGGGUAAGAGAGAAAAAGAGAGAAGCGAAGAACCCGCGGAGGAUCACUGUUUCCGCUCUCUUCUUGUUUCCCGGGAAGACGGGAGAACGGCGGUGACAACGGCGGCCGAUUCGUCGUGAAAUCGCUCGAGGAACAUGAUCCGCGUAGACGAGUCGGAUCCGGUGGGAGAGAUCGAGCCCAGCUUCCCCUAUAGAGACGUGACGAUACGCCGAGGUGUCGAGUUCAAGGACGAUUAUGACAUCCAGUCGGAGCUCGGACGGGGAAAAUUUGGAAUCGUUUACCGAUGUAAGGAGAAAACAGGCGGCUUGAUGCUCGCCGCGAAAGUGGUGAACGUCAUGAGGAAGGAAGACAGACGUGCUGUGCAAAGAGAAGUAGACAUCAUGCGACGCUUACAGCAUCCACGAUUGAUUCAGCUGUACGAUGCCAUUGACACGGGGAAACAGAUAUAUGUCGUUCUAGAAUUGAUCGACGGCGGUGAGCUUUUUGAGAGAGUGAUAGACGACGAUUUCGUACUGACGGAACGCAGCUGCGCCGUUUUUAUGCGGCAGAUAUGCGAGGGAAUAGAAUUCAUGCAUGGUCAAAAGAUUUUGCAUCUCGAUUUAAAACCGGAGAAUAUACUAUGCCUGACGAAGGAAGGUAACAGAAUCAAAAUCAUCGAUUUUGGCCUGGCGAGGGAAUACGAUCCGAGUAAGAAACUACAAGUGUUGUUCGGUACGCCUGAGUUUGUUGCCCCCGAAGUCGUAAACUUUGAUCAAAUUGGAUUUGGUACUGACAUAUGGAGUAUAGGUGUUAUUUGUUACGUAUUACUGUCCGGUUUAUCACCGUUUAUGGGCGACACGGACAUUGAGACAAUGGCGAAUGUCACCAUCGCAAAGUACGACUUUGAUCACGAGGCCUUCACCGAGAUCUCGGAAGAUGCCAAGGAUUUCAUAAGAUGCCUUCUGGUGAAAGACAAAGAAAAGCGAAUGACUGCGGCGCAAUGUCGGGAACACCGAUGGCUGGCCCGAAAAAUGAACAAGCCCAAGAGCGAGAAGGAGGUCGCGGGAUUGGCGGCGGCCAAACGGACGGCCUUUAUCGAGAAUCGUCCUGUCAUCGGUGUCGUCGACGAUAACGGCAGAGAGGAGCUGGACGUGACCAAGGACAAUCUCAGACUGUUCGUCGAGCGUUGGCGGGAACAUCCGGACAGCCCGUACACGAUCGACUCGUAUCACGCGUUGCCGAGGAACCUGCUUCGCAGUCGCGACGAAUCCAUAUCCAUGCGGGGUCACAGUCCCUCACCCUGCGACAGCCUUCGCAGCAGCAGCACGCAAUCGGAGAGGGUGACGGACCCUGCAACCGUGAGAGAUAAUUCUAGCCACUUGUUGUCCGUGCCGAGUCUCAGCUUGUCCUUGGAGAGGAGAGCUUCCGAAGGUACGGCCGCGCGAAACCGUCGCGAUCCCGCCAGCCAGAUCGCUCUGGCCGAGGAGAUCAUCAAGCUGUCCGAGCAUUUGCGCUCGAUCGCCAUGGGGUCGCGGGUGAAUGAGGAAAAUAACGGAGGCCCAAUGGAAGCGCAGCGGUUCACCAGGAGGCCCGGUGAUGUCGGGAAUAAUCGCGAUACCUACUCGAGGAGUAAUGUUAAAGUGACGUCUCACGUCGAUAAAGAGACCAACGAGAUCACGGAGAAACUGUCUAGUAUCACUCGGCAGCGAAAGCUCAACGGAACGACCUUUCAUAGUAGCCGCAGCUUCGACAGGCACAAUCUCGAUCCAAAUUUCGGUAACGUGUUCGUGGCCCUGAGGAGAACGAGCAUCGGCGAUGGUGAUAUGUCCGAGAGACGCAAGGAUUCGCGAAAAUAUUCCCUCGAACGAACGACGAUCACCGAGACGAUCGAUGAGAAGUUCAACGGGGAGAGGAUCGGGAGAGGUAGGAGGUCUUCCACCGGCGCGGAGGAAAUGGACCUGACGCCCCCGUGGCGACGGUCCCGCGUGAAACGAUCCUUCGGCGAGACCAGCAGGGAUGUUCCACGGAUAUCGAAUUUGCGGGACCUGCACAAGAAUCUGAACUUGGACGAGCCGGGCAGCACGAAGGACCUACUGUUGCAUCUGUUGGGCGAAUGGGAGGAAGUCACCACAAUGUCCGGCGGCAGCGGCGGCGGAGUCGGCGGCGGCGGCGGUGGUGGUGUCGGUGUCGGCGGCGGCAGAAAGUCCGUCAGCCUGGACUGGUGCGGGGCCGACACGAUCGCUAGGAGGACGAUGAAUUCGUUGGCGCAGUACUUCCAGUCGAAGCAACAGGAAACGAAAUCUCCCGACGUCGCGUCAUCCACGUCGCCGUCGAUACAUCGUUGAACGACACGUCCGCGCUUGCAGUUUGCGCACUUGCGAAUGGUUCGUGGACCGGAUCAGGAAAAUGCGCGGCGUUAACGAUCUUUGCUCUCUUCUUACGAUCGUAAUUUCGUUUAUUUCGGAACAAUUUGACUCUCAAAAUGAGACAUACGCCUAUAAUAAUAUACUUAGUAGAUGAUUCGCAAAGAUUAAUCUAUGAAAAUGUGAAUCUUUGAUCUUCAAAGUCGGGAAAUGAUUUUAUUAUUCAACCCCUUUCAAUCCAUCUUAUAAUUAAUUAUUUUUUAACAAACACUUACGAAUGACAAACAAGUGCAUUCUUAUUUCAUAUUCUUUAAAUAAUAAAAUUUUUAAGAAAAAAUUAGAAGAGAGAAGAGUUUUUUAAACGAAACAAAGUUAAGUUUUAAUUAUCUUAACGCCUGUUUAACUUCGGUGUCCGACUGAAUCUUGGAUUCACAUCCGUUUCUGCAGAUGUGUUUUCACAAUUAAAAACAAGUCAGAAUCUUGCAAUUUCGUGACAUUUCAUAAAAUAAUGUAUAUAUACAUAAAAUGUCGCGAAAGUGUAAGAGACCGUAAAGUCCUCUAUUAUUAAACUUGAAAUAGACACAAUUUUGAUGGAUAUUUGUAAACGGAGAGUUAAAUUUGGAUAAUAAGGAUGAUAUAUAGGUUUAUAUUACUUUAAGCAAAAUUCUCGAUAACUGUGUACCAUCGAUACACCCUCAACUCAAUAUUUUUAUAUGUCGUCAGUACAAUUUAAUUAAUUUUCAAGGAGCCUAUAUCUACAAGGAAUUUCGAUUUGAUUCCUUGCAAGCUAAUAAAUCUAUCGUGCAGACAUUUUCAACAGAAAGAACGGCGCAAAAUUCGUCGUUCCGAAUUUAAAUAUCCUUUUUUUCUGCAAACAACAAUUUCUCAACAAGCGUUCCAGAGGGAAACCCUUAUAUUUAAUAUACUGUUAUUUAUUAAUAGAAUUAAUCGGAUAUAUUCUCAUGUAUUAUAAUAAUAACAAUUAUGAGAGAGGCAUAAUAGAUUAAGUCUAGAAUUUUUUACUCAUUGUCAGUAUAUAUAUAACAUAUAUAAUGUUGCACGAAAUUUGCAGGAGAGCUGAUUGAAAUAACAUAUACAUUCACGCACAUGUUUCUUGUUAAAUAUAGUCACAUGUUCAUAUUUUAUAUCUAAUAUAUAAAUCACAGAGUACUCUAUA
This is a messenger RNA of Temnothorax curvispinosus, 3672 nucleotides long. RefSeq names its product serine/threonine-protein kinase 33-like. Gene Ontology annotation, cellular component: nucleus. NCBI's taxonomy places the organism in Eukaryota, Metazoa, Arthropoda, Insecta, Hymenoptera, Formicidae. The coding region runs from base 288 to 2477 and encodes 729 amino acids. The transcript has 7 exons. Gene Ontology annotation, molecular function: ATP binding; protein serine/threonine kinase activity. Gene Ontology annotation, biological process: protein phosphorylation; positive regulation of apoptotic process; intracellular signal transduction. The record is from RefSeq and is a predicted model, not a curated record.